GGAACGCUGUGAUGGCUCGAGCGGCUGGAGAAAUCAUUCAUUUAAAUGUUGGUGGGAAAAGGUUCAGUACGUCGAGACAGACUCUGACCUGGGUUCCCGACUCUUUCUUUUCAAGUUUAUUAAGUGGACGAAUUUCCACCCUGAAGGAUGAAACGGGAGCCAUUUUUAUCGAUCGUGAUCCCUCACUUUUUGCAUCCAUUCUGAAUUUCCUGCGCACUAAGGAACUGCAUCCCAGAUUCACAGAUGUACAUUUACUGAUGCAUGAAGCCGAGUUCUAUGGAAUCACACCACUGGUCCGGAAGCUGCAGCUGUGUGAUGAAUUAGAUCGAUCAUCAUGUGGCAACGUGCUGUUCAACGGGUACCUGCCUCCUCCAGUGUAUCCUGUGAAGCGCAGGAACAGACACAGCGUCGCCGGAUCUCAGUUCAUGGCGGGUCGAGCUGUUCCUCUGGAGAGAGCCACUGUCAGACGCAGUAACACCAUGCCACCCAACCUGGGUAACGCGGGCAUGCUGGCAAAAGCUACCGCCACUGAGGAGAAAGUGUCAGGUCCGGGUGCAGAUCCUGGAAUAGUGCGGAUCAUCUGUGGCCAUCAUAACUGGAUUGCUGUUGCUUACACCCAGUUUGUGGUCUGUUACAGGGUGAAGGAGUCGACGGGGUGGCAGCAGGUAUUUUCCAGCCCCAGGUUGGACUGGAUCAUCGAUCGAGUUGCUUUAAACGCUAAAGUCAUGGGUGGAUCACUGGGAGACAAUGAUAAGAUGGUUGCCGUGGCGUCAGGCACCGAGAUUAUAUUAUGGGGUGUCUGUGCUGAUGGAAACGGGAAUGAGAUCGGCGUGUUCAGUCUCAAUGUACCGGUGGAGGCGCUGUUCUUCGUGGGGAAUCAGCUCAUCGCUACGAGCCACACGGGUAAAGUGGGAGUGUGGAACGCCGUCACCAAACACUGGCAGAAUCAGGACGUGGUUCCCAUCAACAGUUACGACACUGCCGGUUCCUUCCUGAUCCUCGGCUGUAAUAACGGAUCCAUUUACUACAUCGAUGUUCAGAAGUUUCCGUUGCGGAUGAAGGAUAAUGAUUUACUGGUGACAGAGCUGUACAGAGAUCCCACUGAAGAUGCCAUUACUGCACUCAGCGUCUAUCUCACCCCCAAAACCAGUGACAGUGGGAACUGGAUCGAGAUUGCGUAUGGUACCAGUUCAGGAACCGUGCGAGUGAUUGUUCAGCACCCGGAGACGGUGGGAUCCGGACCACAACUGUUCCAAACCUUCAGUGUUCACCGCAGUCCUGUUACCAAAAUCAUGCUGUCAGAGAAACACCUGAUCUCAGUGUGUGCAGAUAAUAACCACGUUCGCACCUGGACGGUCACACGCUUCAGAGGCAUGAUCUCCACUCAGCCAGGCUCCACCCCCCUCAGCUCCUUCAAGAUCCUCUCAUUGGACGAUAUUGAUGGCCAUGCAGGCUGCAGCGCUGGAACUGAGAUCGGUCCGUAUGGAGAGAGAGAUGAGCAGCAGGUCUUCAUCCAGCGUGUGGUUCCAGACACCGAUAAACUCUACGUCCGACUUUCAUCUAACGGCAAGAGGGUGUGUGAGGUACGCUCGGUGGAUGGAACUCCCAUCACAGCAUUCGUGGUUCAUGAGUGUGAGGGUUCGAGUCGCAUCGGGUCCCGGCCACGCCGCUUCCUGUUCAGUGGCCAUGGCAACGGGAGCAUCCAGAUGUGGGACCUCACCACAGCCAUGGAGAUCGCCUCCAAAGUGGACAUCAAAGCUUUAGGAGGUCCUACAGAAGAGGAGCUGUUGGAGUUGUUGGAGCAGUGUGACCUGGCGCUGACCAGAACACCAGAUAUGAGUCCGGCAGCAUCACUCACACACUCCUCACGCAAUUCUACCUCCAGUUUGCAGUCCCAGUUCAGUGAGGGCGGUCGUGUCGGUGGAUCUUCUGGUCGUGGUUUCACUCUUCCACGUCCUCCUCACUCAUUCAUGAGGACGCGAGAACUUCCACCUCAGCUCGGGCUCAGCAUGAGCUCUCUCACCAGCACUGCCAGCGACCGGGACAGAGAGCGCGAGAGGGACAGGCAUUAUGAGAGAGAGAGAGAGCGACACCAGGAGCGCGAGAGGGACAGGCAUUACGAGAGAGAGCGACACCAGGAGCGAGAGAGGGACAGGGAGGGCAUGUUUGCCCCUCGGAGGGGCAGUUUUGUCGAACGUUGCCAGGAACGCGCCAAAUUUUCGGACAUGGCAGGACCGGACGCUCGACUCGGCAUCAGGCCUCAUUUAUCAUCAUCGUCAUCCAGAAGACCCGCCCCCUGUGCCCCAAGCCACAUCCCCUCACCCAGUCCCAGUCCUAUCAGAUCUCAGACACCGACGUCUCCGAGACGAGGUCCGGCCUCACCCAUCUGUGAAGCCACGCCCCCUGAAGUAGGGCCUAAACCUGAAAGCCCGGCCUCCCCACCUCCACCAACCAGUCCUAAACCGAAUCUGAAUGAAACCAGCUUCUGAUUGGCUGAUGUACAUGUGUAGCAUUAUUGAUAUGUAGUUGGACGCGCCCACUCAGCCUUUUUUGUGUGUUAAGCUCAUUCUAACUUCAGUUUCCACUUUUUCCUUUUAUUCCUUUAUUAAUUCAUUAUUAUUUCUUCCUUUUACUUUACAGUUAAUUUAAUAGAAGAGCUUUUUCUUUCUUUCUUUCUUUUUUAUUUUCUCUUUAAUUUCUGUAUCUUUAUACUGUUUAUUUUUCACAUAUAUAUUUUUGCUACAUAAUAAUAAGCUUAAAUGUUUCUCUUUAUUUCUGAUUUCUCUUUAUUCAUUUUUUUCUACUUGAGGUUUUUUAUCUUAAGUAGACUUAAGAUUUUUAUCUGUUUUUUUUAUUUAUUCCACUACAUUUAAUUGAGGUGAGAUUAGUUUGGUGAGAUGAAUGAGAGCCGUUAUACAGGAUGUAAGAGGAUGUUAGAAUAACAGAAUUAAUUAUCAUGUCGCAUUAAACUGCUGAAUCUUCAAGCCGCUGAUUUUCUUGUUUUUGUUUUUCUUGGUUUUUUUUUUAGUUUUAUUUUAGUUUAAUAAACGUUUCUUUAUUCACCACUGUUCAUUAUAAAAUCUUUAUUAGAAUUCAUUUUUUAUAUACCACAAUAUUGACUGAUUUGUUAAUGAUCCUGUUUAACUCUGAGUGAAUCUCUGAAGCUCAAACACUUUAUAAUUGUAUUCACUGCUUUUACUCACUGCUGUAAAUCACAGUUUGUUGUUUUGUUUUUGUUUGCUCAGCGCUGUGAUGAAACUCAGUUCUGCUCAAUUAUAUUUUAUUUCUGUUAAAUAUCAUCAGUAUUUUUGGAUUGUUACUGUUAAUGUAAAAGAAAAUACUUUAAAUGUUACACAUUUUUUGUUUGAUUCUUAAUAACUAACAUAUAGAACAGAAUCUGAUCUUCAUGUUUUUAUUAAUUAUCUUGAAUUACUUUCAAAAUAAAAUAAAAACUUAAA
Molecule: messenger RNA, 3458 nt
Organism: Trichomycterus rosablanca
Lineage: Eukaryota; Metazoa; Chordata; Actinopteri; Siluriformes; Trichomycteridae
Gene: shkbp1
Product: SH3KBP1 binding protein 1
Exons: 18
Coding region: 12-2489 (825 amino acids)
Biological process (GO): protein homooligomerization
Molecular function (GO): protein binding
Source: RefSeq, a predicted model, not a curated record